Messenger RNA from Myotis daubentonii (Daubenton's bat), 2499 nucleotides. It is a transcript of the gene IQANK1, whose product is annotated as IQ motif and ankyrin repeat containing 1. Gene Ontology annotation, molecular function: protein binding. NCBI's taxonomy places the organism in Eukaryota, Metazoa, Chordata, Mammalia, Chiroptera, Vespertilionidae. The record is from RefSeq and is a predicted model, not a curated record.
GUGUGUGCAUGUGUGUGCACCCAUGUGGGCGUGCAUGUGUGUAUGAGCACGUGUACAUGCAUGAGCGUGCAUGUGAGAGAGCAUGUACAUGUGCUUGUGCGAGAGUGUGCACGUAUGUGUGAUGUGUGAGCACAUGUAUCUGUGUGUGUGCACGUGUACAUGCGUAGGCAUGCGUGUGAGCGCGCAUGUGUGUGAAUGCCUGAAUGGGCUCAUGGGCGAGCAAGUCCCUCCCAGUAGCAAGUGGGGAGCCUUGUCCUCCCUGCUCCCCCCGCCCAGGCCCCUGCUUUUCCGUGAGGCCUGGGCUGGGCAGGUGGCACCGGUCCCUCCUGUCCCUCCCAGGGGUGCGGCCUCUCGGGGAGCCGCCUCCCUUCACCCUCCAGCGCCCUCUUUCCACCCGGAACACGGGAGUCCUGGUGUCGGCUCUGGGUGCUGUCGCCCUCCAGUGGCAGGAGCCGCCCUCGGGAGGCACCAGGGACGGGAGCCCCCCCUCCCGCUCGGCCGCCCGUCUGCCCCCGCGGCCUCCACAGCCGGAUCCCCCGAACCCCCCUCCGCUGCUCCAACCCCAGCGCACCCACUUCCUCCGAGUCCGCCCCCGCGGCUGCUCCCCGUGACCCACCGGCCAACCCGGGAGGACCAGGCGGCCACCGUCAUCCAGUGCGCCUUCCGGCGGCACCUGGCGAGGAAGGAGCUGGCCCUCCGGCAGCAGAAGCACGGGGAGUACCUGGAGCAGAUGGAGAAGCUGCAGAGAGAGGCCUUCCUGGCCCUGGUGCGCCGCGAGCGGGAGCUGGUGCGGCGCCGGCGGGAGGCGGAGGCAGAGGCGGAGCGGCGGCGGCAGGAGGAGCGAAGGCGCCAGGAGCGCCUGCUGGACGCAGCCUUCGACGGGAACCUGGGGGAGAUCGUGGCUGUCCUGCGAGAGGUGGAGGAGGUGCUGACACGCGAGGGCGUGGGCCACGACGAGGCGGGCCUGGCGCGGCGGCGGCAGCGGCGCGUGGCCCUGCUGGAGUGCGAAGACUCGGGCGGGAACACGCCGCUGUCCGAGGCGGCCGUGGGCGGGCAGCCCCGGGCCAUCCAGCUGCUGGCGGAGCAGGGCGCGAGCCCCAACUGCAAGGGCGCCUUUGGGCGGACGCCGCUGUACAGAGCCGCCUUCGGGGGCCACCUGGAGGCCGUGGAGGUGCUCCUGAGGCUGGGAGCCGAUCCCCGGGUGUACGCGGACGACGGGAGCACCCCGGUGCAGGUGGCCUCGCUGGACGCCGUGGCCAGCGUGCUGCAGGCCUGGGACUUGAGCCUCACGGAGGCCAUGCUCCAGAACAUGGAGGCGGAGCGGCAGCGCCGGGCCCAGGAGGCCGAGCAGCACCAGGAGGCGGAGACCAAGCGGUGCGCCUGCGGGAGGAGGCCCCCCAGCCACGACCCCCCCAGGAGAUGCUCAGACCCGGCUGUUCCCUCCCACCGCAGCCUGAACCUCAAAGUGCAACAGCUGGCUAAGGAGCUGCAGCAGUGCCACAAGGAGCUGCAGCAGGCCUACUUCGAGCUCAACCGCAGGAUCACCGCGCACGAAAAGUGCGAGCGAAGGGGCGCGGGCAAGACCGAGCUCACGCUGCAGGUGGGACCCUCCCUCCAGGAGGGUGAGCUCGUCUUCCCUCCCAAACACGGCCCUCCAGCUUUGGGGGCGGGGCGGGGCGGGGCGGGCGGGGCCUUGGGAGCUGCGCUCCGAGCUCGUGUGCCCCCUCCGCCCCCCUCCCCCAGGCCGUCAAGGACGCGGAAGCUCAGGUGGACCGGCUGCGGCAGGAGGCCCAGAAGGCGGAGGAGACGCUGGCCCUGGCGAGGCUGGAACUGCGGGAGCAGACCCAGGAGGGUGGGCGGGGCUGGAGGCUGGAGGCUGGAGAGGCCAGGCCCAGGGAGGGCACCGCGGGGGAGCUCCGGUUGCCCCCCUUCUGUCCCCGCAGGGGAGGAGGAGUUGCCGGGGCUGAAGUGCCAGGUCACCGAGCUGCACGACGUGCUAAUGAAGGACGUGGGUGACCGCGUCCGCGCCGACGGCCGGUGGCCUCUUGUCAUCGAUCCCUCAGGCCAGGCGGCCACUUUCCUGCGCUACCAGGACACCAACUACGUGGACACGGUGAACCCAGACCACAUGCAGCCCGAGAGGAUUCGGUUGGCGCUUCUGGGGGCACUCAGGUACGGGAAGCCGCUGGUGUUCGACCUGCGGGAGGUGGACCUGUUCCCCGCGGUGCAGCGGCAGCUGGAGGCGGUGCAGCAGGGCCUGGCGCAGGAGCUGCUGAGCCGCAGGCUGCUGGAGCAGGACCGGUACCUGUCGCUGCUGAGGCCCACGGACGGGCCGGAGUACGGCCCCACCCAGUUCCAGGAGUCCCGCCUGGAGCAGUUCCGCCUCUUCUUUGUCACCCAGGUUCGGUGGCCCCCAGCUGAGCAGUUGCAGGUCCUGCUCCCGGUGCAGGUCCAGCUGCCCAGCGGAGGCCUUUAGCACCAAUAAAGCAAAGCCCUGGA